AUGGAACAUAUAUCAAAUUUUGAUAUUAAUGAAGCAAUAAAAUUAUUCGGUGAAUUGGUAUCAGCUAAUAAGGAAAUACCAAAGGACUCAAUGCUUAAUAUGUUAGUUGCACUUGUAAGUUACAGUGAUGUUAAAGUAAUAGAUGAUGUAUCCGUAUUUGCUGAAAAAUGGGCUGAAAAUCUAUAUUGUCCGUCUGCUUUGGAAAUUUAUAAUACAUUAAUUUCAGGUUGCGUUAAACGAAAGGAUUUCAAAAGUGCUUAUUCAAUAUUGGAAAUUAUGCGACGUAAAAAUCUGAAACCCAGUCAUGUAACUUAUAAUAUAUUAAUAAAUCUUUGUGCAAAACUUGAAAAGAAGAAAGAAGCUGAAGCUUUAUUUCGAGAUAUGUUAAAAGCAAAUAUUCAACCAAAUGUCAGAACUUAUUCUAGUCUUUUUGAAGUAUGUGGGAAAGUAAAAGAUAUAUCUUCAAUAGAAUAUUAUUUUAAACAUAUGAGUCAAAGAGGAGUUAAACCUAAUCAUCAUACUUAUAGUAUUUUAAUCACAGCCUAUGGUCGAGCAGGACUUUGUAAGGAAGCUAGCCGAUGGUUUUAUCAUAUGGUGGUAGUAUCUAAUUUAUCACCAAAUCUAAUAACUUAUACAUCUUUAAUGGUUGCAUGGAUGCAAAAAAAUGGCGUUAAUGAACAAGUUGUGGAUAGAAUAUUUAAAGACAUUAAAAAAGCGGGAAUAGAACCGGAUGUUAUCGCUUAUAGCGCACUUAUUACUGCUAAAGCAAGAUGUCAUAAGUAUACUGAAGCUGUCCGUGUUUAUCAAGAAAUGCUUGCAAAUAAUAUAAAGCCUACAGUUGUCACAUAUUCUGCAUUAAUUGAUGCAUCUGUUACGUUAGGUGAUUUAGAUACAUCACUCCGAAUAUUUGAUGACAUGAAAAAAACGGACAUUGUACCAAAUGAGUACAUAUAUUGUAGUAUAAUGAAUGCAUUUAUCAAUCAAAGAAUGCUUUCAAAAGCAUUUGAUACCUAUCAAACAAUGCUAGCGCAGGGUGUUCAACCAGAUGCAACUUGCAUCAACUGUUUGAUGGACGCUUGUAAUAGAGAGCGACAAAUAGAUCGUGUUUUUGAGUUAUAUAAUGGUUUAGUCAAGGAUUCAAAACUUGGACCUGAUGAACAUACAUUCACAAUUUUCCUUGAUUCGUGUGCGCAUAAUGGUCGUGUGAAUGAAGGAAAGACAUUUUUCACAAAUCUUGUGAAUAGCUACUAUCCGCUCAGCGAACGAAAUUUCUAUGCUUAUAUUAACUUGUUAGGAAUAAAUCAUUAUGGACAUGAAAUAAUUGAUAUAAUAAGAUUAAUGAAGAAAAGACGUGUAAAACCAAGUAGAAUUACUGUUUUGACGUCUAUAAAUUAUAUUUAUGAUGCAGAAAAGGUCGAUCAUUUUUAUUUAAUGAAGAAUAUUCUAGAAGGAUGGGUUGAUAAGGAUGUUAUUCCCCGUUGGCAGCAGAUUAUCCAGUUUAGAAGACGACACCGCUAG
Molecule: messenger RNA, 1518 nt
Organism: Dentiscutata erythropus
Lineage: Eukaryota; Fungi; Glomeromycota; Glomeromycetes; Diversisporales; Gigasporaceae
Source: the annotation of a GenBank genome assembly